Molecule: messenger RNA, 2846 nt
Organism: [Torrubiella] hemipterigena
Lineage: Eukaryota; Fungi; Ascomycota; Sordariomycetes; Hypocreales; Clavicipitaceae
Source: the annotation of a GenBank genome assembly
GGAUUGUAUUUUAAUAAGCAGUAGAAGUAUUAAUAUACAGAAAUGUGUUAUCACAAAGUUUUGGGGGGAAGAGCAAUAGUUUAUAUAGAUUUCGUGCAAGUCUGUCACCCCUCUGUGCUGGAAUGUGAUGGUAUGGAGGGAUCUCGGGAGGCAAGGAAUGUAGAGGAUGAUCUCUUCCAGAUACAAUGAAAUAGGUUCAGAUAACCUUACUGUGAUAGAUGCAAGUUUAAUAACGGCUCAAAAUUUACUGGCUUCGGCAGUUGCUUUAUAGGUCUGUUGAUACUGGUGCAUGCCUCUCUGCCUACCUUGGCCACGGUCCGACCCUUCAACUGUCCGCGGUGUCUAUUAUUCUGGGCUAUAUGGAAACUCCCAACAGCAGAACUCUCAUUAUAUGCUGUCAUCUCUAAAAAGAACAUGCACAGCACAUCAGACACCAGCUGAUUCGAAUGCGGAACCGGAGUUGUUUAAUCACUCUAGCAGCCAUAUAAAUGUAGAGUAUAAAGUCCGUUAUAGGCCCUCUUGCAAUAUAACCUGUUUUCUGUUGGCUGCAGCGGAACGCUUCCGCCAGACUGUUGCCCGCGUUAGCCUGUAUGCACGCUGUUUCCCCAGAAUUUCAGCGCCCCCAAAACUGCCGGGGCGGCGUCUGCCCCGCGUCCGCUGUGGUGGCUGUUCCACCGAAAACCUCGGUUAGUGGUCCACUGCGGAAUACCAUUAGCACGAGCGGAAGUCGGCGCGACCAGUUUGCUAGUCAGGGAGUAAGGUCCGCGGAAUAAAAGGGCGUUGGGAUCGCAUGACUUUUUGACCAGCCAGCCAAGAGACACUGAGUGAAACAUAUCACUCUCAUAUAUAGGAAAAGCAAGCAUUAUGGCUCCCAACACCACGCCUAAGCCAGCGACUGCUGAUACGGGCUUCAUCUUUCGCAUGUCGGAGAGGCAAGACCCGUUGGAAUCAGACCCGUACUUUGGCCGUUUACUUCGAGCAUAUCUGCCUAGCGACAUUCAUGCCGCUGUCCAGCCAGAGGUUGCCAGGGUCGCGCAGGAAUCGAUAUCGGAAAAGAUUCUGACAUGGGGCGCUAAUGCAGAGAGCCAGCAGCCAUAUGUCAAGACGCACAACGUAUGGGGUGCCAGACAUGACACUGAUAAGCUGAUCACCAGCGAGGGAUGGAAGGAGUUGCGCGCUUGGGGUGCUCGUAACGGUGUUGUUGCUCUUGCAUAUGAAUCAAAUUUUCGAGAGUAUAAGAGACUUGUGCAGCAUGCGACAAACUACUUUACAUCAACGGCAUCAGGACUCACAAAUUGCCCACUCUCAAUGACCGACGGCGCUGCAAAGCUCAUCGGACAGAUCCUCCCCACACUGCCAUCCUGCCACCCGUUUCAUGAUGUCUAUAAGCGCCUUACGGCCCGAGAAGACGGAUGGACCUCUGGUCAAUGGAUGACAGAGCGUCCCGGUGGCAGCGAUGUGCAAAACACAGAAACCUGGGCCAAGUAUUCCCCUUUGACUGAGAAGCAGGGCAACUGCGGUCGCAUCGACCAGGGUGACUAUCUUGUGUCUGGCUUCAAGUUCUUUUCAUCGGCCACCGAUGCCAAUGUAACCGUCCUGCUGGCCAAGACGGAAAGCGGCAAGCUCAGUGCAUUCGUGGCUCCCUUGACCAAAACCAUCGUGGAUCAAGAUGGCCAAGAAAAGGUGGUUACCAACGGUGUUCGAAUCCACCGUCUCAAGCAGAAGCUUGGCACCAAACAGCUGCCAACCGCAGAGCUUGAGCUCAAAGAGAUGCGAGCACACCUCAUCGGCCCACUGGACCGCGGCGUCAAGACUAUUGCUGAUAUUCUCAACAUCACCAGAGUGCACGCCAUGAUGGGCUCUGCGUCUGGAUGGCGUCGCUGUGUCGGCAUUUCAAAGGCCUUUGCCAAGGCUCGCAUGAGCUGGGGCGUGCCGCUCUGGCUGCUGCCUCUGCACCUGCGAACACUGGCAGAGAUGGAGCUCAAGCUGCGUGCGUGCUUGCAAGUCGGCUUCUUCACCGUUGCUCUGAUGAGUUAUACAGAGAAUGGGUUCCCCUCUGCGGGGGAAACCACACACAAGAUCCCUUUCCCACAGGCUGGCGAGGAAGCGACUGUUGUGCUGCGAACUAUGACGGCGCUGGGCAAGGCGGUGGUUUGCAAGAAUGCUACACUCGGUAUCCAGGAGUGCAUGGAGGCUCUCGGCGGCGUCGGAUACAUGGAUGAGCCCGAGGAACCUGAGAAUGUCGCGAGAGCGCUGCGAGAUAUUGCAGUCAACUCCAUCUGGGAGGGCACCACUAACGUGCUCAGCAGCGAAAUGGUGGGCAACCUGCAGCGCGGCAACCGCUGCGAGAUCUUCCGCGGAUGGCUCGACCAUGCUCUAGCCUCUGUCAAGAAUGCUACCAUGCGAGGCAUUCUUCAGGCUUCAUGGGAGCGUGUCUAUGCCAGUCUGCAGGCUUCGCCUAUGGAUACACUGGGCAACGGGCGACGCAUCAUGUUUAGUCUGGCGUGGACGGUGAUGGGCAUGUUGCUGGCCCUCGAUGCUGAGCGAGAUAACGAUGCUAUUGCUGUCGAGCUUGCACAACGCUGGAUCUUGGAUGGUGACGGAGGCGUCGGUGAUUGGCUUCUUCAUGGUGUAGGAGCAAAGGACUCGGCUCGCCGUCCUGAUGACCAGAUUGAAGGUCAGGAUCGGGCUAAGUGGGAUUGUCGCAUUGUAUGGGGCGUCGAGAUGCCUGACUUGGCGUCUGUUGGAUCUAAAAUGCUGGCCAAGUCGAAGAUGUAGAAAUAUCGCCGAGCGAAUCUGGCUGUUCUUAAAUACAUUGCUUUCUGAGAGCCUCGCUCUCGUACUGU